UUGGCCCACAGCGGGAGCGUCCAUCAUGUUGUUGCCGCUGCCAUUUGCAGGGGGUUGAGAGAACUCGCCAGGAGACGACUGGUCACUUCCAACAUGCUCCAGAAAACUGCAACAGUUUCCGGUCAUGCCAAGAGGAGUGGUGUGAUUAUUUAAGAAAACUUCAGCGUGCCAAAAUGCAGGACCCCAACGAGGACACCGAGUGGAAUGACAUUUUGAGGAAAAAAGGGAUACUUCCACCGAAAGAAGUCCCGAAAGAUGACGACGAGGAGGAAGAGUUGGCUCUCCAGCAGCAGUCUGUCGUGAAAACAUACGAAAACAUGACGCUGGAGGAGCUGGAGGAGAAUGAAGACGAAUUUGAAGAGGACGAUGAAGCCGCCGUUGAAAUGUACAGACAAAAGCGUCUGGCCGAGUGGAAGUCCUCACAGAUGAAGAACAUAUUUGGGGAACUGACAGAAAUCUCUGGUCAGGAUUAUGUCCAAGAGGUGAAUAAGGCGGGAGAAGGCAUCUGGGUGGUGCUGCAUCUCUACAAGCAGGGCAUCCCCCUAUGCGCCCUGAUCAACCAGCACCUGAGCGUGCUGGCCCGCAAGUUCCCUCAGACAAAGUUCCUCAAGUCCAUCUCCACCACCUGCAUCGCCAACUACCCCGACAGAAACCUGCCCACCAUUUUUGUCUACUGCGAGGGCAACAUGAAGGGACAGUUUAUAGGGCCACUAGUCUUCGGCGGCAUGAACCUCACGGUAGAAGAGCUCGAGUGGAGGCUGUCCGAAUGCGGCGCCGUCAAGACGGAUCUGGAGGAGAACCCCCACAAGCAGAUCCGCGAUGAGAUGAUGUCCUCCAUCAGGUGCUCUCUCCCCACGCGUAACCACAGCGACGACUCGGACGAAGAUUGACACCUCUACUGCCCACACGUUUUUUAAAUUAACACAUUUCAUACCUUAUUUAAGUCGUCUGCUGAAACCUCUGCCGGCCGGGUUAACGAUCAUGUGCUCGGUCAAAUCGACGUUGAACAACUAUCUUUUUACCUAUAUUGACUUACAAGAAACUUUUUUGAUCAAUACAUUUCAAUAGUGUCAAAAACUCUGUAUUUUUAAGUCGCCUUUCCAGGCAGCGAUAACUCUCGGUCCACUCGAGUGUAAUUAAAGAAAAUACAUUGGCAGGUUGUUAAACUUGUCAUCAUGGAGACCUUCAAUUUGAAAUGAGCCAACCUCUACCAGGGAAACAAUCAUGCAUGUAAGCCUUUGCGUUGAAAUAAAAGCCAAAGUCAGUCAUA
This is a messenger RNA of Syngnathus acus (greater pipefish), 1270 nucleotides long. RefSeq names its product phosducin-like 3 (gene pdcl3). Gene Ontology annotation, biological process: positive regulation of gene expression; protein folding; angiogenesis. The record is from RefSeq and is a predicted model, not a curated record. The coding region runs from base 174 to 890 and encodes 238 amino acids. Lineage: Eukaryota; Metazoa; Chordata; Actinopteri; Syngnathiformes; Syngnathidae. The transcript has 7 exons. Gene Ontology annotation, cellular component: cytoplasm.